This is a messenger RNA of Orbicella faveolata, 1337 nucleotides long. RefSeq lists its product as uncharacterized. Lineage: Eukaryota; Metazoa; Cnidaria; Anthozoa; Scleractinia; Merulinidae. Gene Ontology annotation, biological process: DNA integration; DNA recombination. Gene Ontology annotation, molecular function: DNA binding. The record is from RefSeq and is a predicted model, not a curated record.
AAGAUGAACCGAAUCUCGCGCUGUGAUUGGCUACCCGAGCGGGCAAGAUGGAGCUAUCUUGCCCGCUCGGGAUAAGGGCUUUGUCCCGCAAGGAAAAUUCAUCCGAGGCGAAAGCCGGUUUACCAAAAUUUUCUUUCUUAGUUUUUCCCUGAAAAAUCUUUUCCGUGACAGUUAAAGAUUUCCUGUGGUUUGUGUAUCGAUGGAGCUGGAAAACGAGAAAACUGAAUGCGUCAACGAGAAAGAAAACAAAGAAAACAAAAAUGUUGACGAGUUUCAUGAAUUUAUUUUGCAACAAAAACCGGCAAACACAAAACUAAAAACACAAAGUGACAUGAAGGUAUGGAAGCGGUUUUGUUUACAAGAAAACGAGAAUAGGGAACUGUGUGACAUACCUCAGGAAGAACUGAAUUUGCUGUUGUGCAAAUUUUUCAAAACCGCAAAGAAAUUGGACGGCACAGAGUACGAGCCUGUCAGUUUGACGUCCUUUCAACGUAGUCUCCAACGCGCCUUGAACGAAAGAGGUUCAAAUGUAAAUAUUAUUGACGGAGACAACUUCAAACUCUCCAGAGAAGUGUUAAGUGCCAAGCGCCGUCAGCUUGUUGUGGAACAUGGCAAGGGGAACAGACCACAAGCUGCCCGUGAGCUGACCGAGGCCGAGGAAGACAAGCUUUUCGAGUGUGGUGAAUUUGGGACCUCCAAUCCGACAGCCUUGCAGCGUACCUUGUGGUGGAUAAUUGCCCUUCACUUUGGGUUCAGAGCUCGAGACGAAAGCCGCCGAUUAAAGUGGGGAGACGUCACUUUGGAGAAAGACCCAGAAACGGAGAAUGAGAUUCUUGUGUGGAGAUAUGAGCGAGGGUCCAAAACACGUCAAGGCCAAGACAAGCCAUACAGUGUUCGUGCUUUCCACCCUACUGCGCAAGCAACCGGCAACGAGCGUUGCCCGGUUAAAUUCUUCAAAGAAUUUGCUCGCCGUCGUCCUUUGGAGAUGAACAAGCCAGAUUCCCCCUUUUACCUCGCAGUCAAACAUCAGCGAAAACCAGAUGACGACGUGUGGUAUAUGCGAAGUCCGCUUGGUAAAAACGAAAUCGGCAAAUUUCUCCCCACCGCUGCGAAAAAUGCUGGUUUACAGGGCAGAGUAACCAACCACUCGGUGAGAAAGACCUGCAUUUCACGUCUCCUCGAUGCAGACGUCCCAGAUAAUUUUGUGGCACAGUUAAGUGGCCAUCGCAGUCUGAAAAGUCUCGACGCUUACAAAUCGGCCUCGCAUGAACAUCAACGGCGAAUGUCCCUUGCGCUGAGCGGCUCCAGCAGCAACCAGCUUUCUAGCAUCUCCACUC